This is a messenger RNA of Frieseomelitta varia, 4762 nucleotides long. RefSeq names its product SUN domain-containing ossification factor. The record is from RefSeq and is a predicted model, not a curated record. Lineage: Eukaryota; Metazoa; Arthropoda; Insecta; Hymenoptera; Apidae. Bases 427 to 4644 code for a protein of 1405 amino acids. Gene Ontology annotation, biological process: protein folding in endoplasmic reticulum. Gene Ontology annotation, cellular component: cytoplasm; membrane. The transcript is spliced from 7 exons.
AAGUUAGUGUUAAGUACCUACGGAGCAUGCUUUAAUGGAAUCAGCUGUUUUUGUUAUAUGUAAAAAAGAUUUUUAAUGUAAAGUGUUUUUUUUUCUUCAAAAUUGUACUAUUUGCAAGAUAUUUUGCACAAAAUGAUUGAUACUACAGCACGAUGGAGGAUGUGUUAUGAAUCUAUAGACAAUUCAACUAUUUCUAUGUCAAAACCAUCCUAAUUUGACCACGUCAGAUUUUUGGUAUAUAGUAACUGCGGUAGUGACAGUAGCGAUAGUUAUAAAAGGAUUUAUAAAGAUGGUGGUAGUAAUGAUAGUGGUAGUAACAGCGGUAGUGAUAAUAGUAUAGUGGUGAUGUGAUGAUAUGUUUGUACAUUUAUAAAAAUACCUAUUGACAAUUCAAUAUUUUGAAAAGUAAUGUGAGCAUUUAAAAAGAUGAAGAUUUGUAUAACCUGUGUGUAUUGGACAUUACUUUUUAUAUCAAUUGCAUCUAGUGCACUUCUGUUCAUCAUAGUUGCUUCUGAAAAUGCACAAAGCAAUUAUCAUUCAUCUCUUAGAAUGAAUGAAACUUCUGAGACUGAUGAUAAUGAUACAUUAAAUAAUAUGGAAGUUAAUGAUUUAGACACAUCCACUAUAACAAUUAAUGAACUACAUGAUUUACACAAAUUUGAAACUAAUUAUAAAGAUCAUUAUUAUCAAGAAAAGUAUAUUGAGGAUUCUAUUGAUUUUGGAACAGUCAUAAAUGGUAAAGCAGAAAAAGAAGAGAAUCCUUACAAAGAUAUAGCAGAAAGUCUUACUCAACAACCUAAUUUAUCUCAGGGAAUUUCUGAAAAUGAGGAAGUUUUAACUUCGAUAAAUACAACUGUACAAGGAGAAUUUCAAAGUUUAACAGAAUCAAAGCUUAAUUCUGAAUUUUCGAAAUCCAGAUUAUUUUCAAAGAAAUCAUCUCUAUUGAAAAAAAAUGCAAAUAUACAGAAAACAAAAAAGAGACAAGAAGAAAUGUUAUCUAAUAUACAAACACCAUCACCAACUAUUACUAAUGAAAUUAUUGAAAAAUCUAAUGAAACAACUAAUCUUGAGGAAGAAUCUGUAUUAUUAACAAAUUCAAUUGGAAAAGAAGAAACACCUGAAGUAGUGGUAGUAGUAAGAGCUGAACAAACUUCUAUUAAUACUGAUGAACUAGAGUUGAAACUUGAAGAUAAUGUUGUUAAAGUAUUCCCUGAUGAGAUAACUAAAGUUGAUGGAACAUUUGCAACAACCCCAGAAUUAAGUGAUACUGAUGCUAAAGCUCGAUUAGUGGGAGAUAAUCGAGAUGACACUGCUGCAGUUGUUCUUGGUGAAGGAAUUGUAACUGUAGGAUCUUCAAAUCCACAUGAAGAUAUUCCAUCCUUCAGUGAAUGGACACAAAAAAGAUUAGAAGAAGCUGAAAGAAAAAAAUCACAUCCAAAUGCUUCUGUUCAGAAUUCUGGAACACCAACACGAGGAAUUGGUGGAAUGAAAGUUCGUUCUAAAAAUUAUGCUUCUCCAGAUUGUGGUGCAAAAAUCGUAGCAGCAAAUCCAGAAGCGCGAAGUGUUGGAAGCGUUUUAGUUUCCACCAGGGAUGAAUAUAUGCUCAAUACAUGUACGUCACGUAUAUGGUUCGUAGUAGAACUUUGUGAGGCGAUUCAAGCUAAGAAAAUCGAAUUAGCCAAUUUUGAGCUUUUUAGUUCGUCACCGAAGGAUUUUUCAGUGUAUAUUAGCGAUCGUUUUCCUACAAGAGAUUGGAGCCCAGUUGGUCAGUUUACUGCAAAACACGUAAAGGAUAUUCAAAGUUUUGUUCUACAACCACAUCUUUUUGGAAAAUUUAUAAAAGUAGAACUACAAACUUAUUAUGGAUCUGAGCAUUUUUGUCCUAUUUCUUUGUUUCGUGCUUAUGGUACCAGUGAAUUUGAGGUUCUUGAGACUGAAACAGAAAAUCAAAUCCCGAGGGAAUCACAUACAAAUAUAGAUGACGAUGAAGAUAGUGACGAAGAGGAGGUUUUAGAUAUUGAAGAUGGUGAACCACCAAGAAAUUUGUUUGGUAGUGCCAGAGAUGCUGUGUUGAGCAUCAUGAAAAAAGCAGCUGAGGUAUUAGUAAAAUCUAGUGAUUUAACCUAUAAUAAUAUCACAAAAAUUCAGCAAAGUAUAGAUAGUGGUAAUAUUCUUGAAAACUCUUUUGUUAGUUGUACUACACCAAGAUAUACCAUUCUUUGUGAUAGCUGCUCAGAUCAGAAAUUUGCAAAAAUCUUCCAAUUAAUUAGUUGUAGGGAGAAACAACUAAAUGAGUUGCUUAAAAUUGAUCUAGUGAAUAGAACUUUAAGACAAAAUGGACUAUGUAAAAUUCAUGGUGUAGGAGUUGAAACUUUUGCAAAAAAAGAAACACAAAAUGAAAAUAUACAAGAUACGGAAAGACAUGAUCAAUUUAAAGAAAGAUUUAGUUCAAGUAAGAAUUUUCAAUUGACAUUCAUAACAUCUAUACUUAAAUCUGAAUAUAUUGCAGCACUUUGCAAUGUAUUAGCGAUAAAAGAACGUAAGAUGGUAAUGAACACAAGUCAUGAAAUACCAUUGAAUGAUUUCAAAGAAGUUAUUAAAGAAGAUACAUCACAUAAACAUAAAGAAGAUUAUAAUAGUAACACAAAAUCAUUUCAACAUACAUCAGCUACACGUACUUUGAAUACAAAUGUUGAUACAUCUUCUCGAGAAUUUAAAAAAAGUACUCAGGAACUAUCUGGUGAAGAAACUAACAUAUUCACUAGUACACCAAUUGAGAUUUCUUCUAGUUCUAAAAAUAUAGUUUUACAGAUAAAGCCUACUAAAACUUUGGAAAAAGAAGAAAUAAAAAAUGAAACAUUGACACCAAUUUUAGAAAUUGAGGAAACAAUUUCAGCUGAAAUAUUAACAACUGUUCCGAUAACUUUAAAUAUGGAACAACAUUCAAUUAUAAAGGCCUCUGAAGAGCCAUUUAUAAGUUCUAGUAUUUCCAUUGAAAAUUCACCUGAAACAACUGUUUCUACUUCAAUACCUGUUACUGAUAGCAACGAAUUUUCAAAUGAUAAUAUAUCAGACAUGGAACCUUUGGAGUUUACGAGUGUACCUAAUAAAAUGGAGAAAGUAGAACGUUUGGAUCAAGAAGGAAAACAAGAACCAGCAGAGAAUCUAGAUCAAGAAAUUAAGUUAUCGCCUCAAGAUUCUUUAACAUUUGAUAAUUUAUUAUCUGACUUAAAGGAUUUAGAAGGAGAAACAGCUCAUAUUCAAAAUGGUCCUAUUGCAAGUGUUUCAGUGAUUCAAUCAACGACGAAUACUAUGCCACAAAAAGAAUCUGUUUUUCUAAGACUCUCAAAUAGAAUAAAGGCAUUAGAAAGAAAUAUGUCUUUGAGUGGACAGUACUUGGAAGAAUUAAGUCGUCGAUAUAAGAAACAGGUUGAAGAAAUGCAAAAAUCUCUUGAACGCACAGUCUCGGCAAUGAGCGAAGAAACGCGAAAAAGGGACGAACGUGAAUCAAAAAGAGCAGAAGAAAUUGCUAUUUUAAAAGAAACAGUCGUUAAUCUUUCGAACUCAGUGAAAAAUCUUUUGUAUGAUCGUGAUAGUUGGCAUGGAAAAAUCUCCACAAUAGGUCAACAUAUGUUGUUAAUAUGUUCUGAAGUUUUUGUGAUAUACUUAAUUUUAGUGUAUUAUUGGACAAAUAACAAUAAAGGAGUUGAAGUAAAGAAGAAACAACAGUCAGAUAAAGAUACAAUGCGGCGUAAAAGUGCAGAAAACUUUAGUUCACAUAUGAAGAAAACAAAAAAGCGAAGACCAAGCGAAAUAGCUUCUCACAUUACAGGUACAUAUCGUGACUUAAUGAUUAUUGAUAAAUCUCAUGAAACAAAGAAAGAGAAGAAGAGGAAACGUAAAAAACCAACUGCUUUAAUUGAUAAUCAAACAAAUGUAACUAAUGAUACAGAAAUUUAUCCAAUAAUACAGUAUAAAUCUCCAACAAAUAUUACGCACGAAAUGCAAAUAGCACCAAAAACUGCUUCAUCUAUUGAAGUAUUACAUACGACUGAUUCUCAAAAACAAAUAUGCAAGAGACUUAAAUCUGCUCCAGAAAAUAUGAUUGACUGGCAAAAUGAAGAGAGCAAUAUACAAUUAAGGUUAUCAUGUGCCGAAACAGAUUCUAUUAAAAAUUUCCAGCUAAAUAAUUCAUGUACUGAGAAUUCAAAUGAAUCAAAUUUGUUAUUAGCAGAUAUAUUUCCAGAAAAAAAUGCUUACAGCGAACAAACCAUCAUUGGAUCCGAAGAUCUUUUGAAUUCUAAAAAUAUUAGUACAUUAAAGAACACGAGAUUAAGUGUAACACCUUCCUUUAUGAAAACUGCUUUAAGUACAAGAAAAAAAAGAAAAGCUUAUUCAAAUGAUGUGAAUGGAGAAUGGAGUAAGAAUUUAAGUGAUCCUAAUAACAAGACUGUAAGUUCUAUUCCUUCAAAAUUAUCUCCAGAAGAAACUUAUACUGAUGGUGAUACAGCUACUAACGGUUUGUUAAUGGAUCAAAGUGAUGAAUCUAGAAGUAGUAGCAUAACAUCAAUGUCAAAAAAAAAGGAGAAAAAAAGCACUGGUUUUAGGAAAAUGAUUUUGGAUAUUUAUGUAAAUGAAAUAUGACAACAAAAUAUAUAAAGUACAGUAUAUUAUUAACGUAUGUAAUUAAUAUAGUUUAUGGCAUAGUUGAGACAUUGAUAAUUUUUUAGUGAAAGUGAAAUUCAAAGUACUUACAUUAGUU